ACAUCUUCCUGGAGGUUGACGUGGAUGAUGUUGAAUAUGGCAGAGACUAAAACAGAUCUGACAGCUGAUGCCUCAAACAGCAGCAGUAAUAAUGUGUCCUCACAGCCCAACAAUCCGCUGUCCAGAAAACUGCACAAGAUCCUGGAGACGCGACUCGACAAUGACAAGGAGAUGCUGGAAGCGCUGAAGUCUCUGUCCGUGUUUUUCACUGAGAACAGCCUGAGAACCAGGAGGAACCUGCGAGGAGACAUCGAGAGACGCAGCCUGUCCAUCAAUGAAGAGUUUGUGCGCAUUUUUAAAGACGUGAAGGAGGAGCUCGAGAGCGUUCACGAAGACGUUCAGGCCAUGAGCUCCUGCUGUGAAGAAAUGACCAACAGGUUAAAGGCAGCCAAAGAGCAAACCCAGGACUUGAUUGUGAAAACCAACAAACUUCAAGGAGAGAAUCAUCGGUUGGAGGUUCGGGCUCAGGUCGCUCAGGCGUUCCUGUCAAAGUUUCAGCUGUCGGCCGCUGAGAUGGCAACGUUACGCUCUGCACGAGAUGGGCCUAUAACUGAGGACUUCUUUAGGGCGCUGAACCGUGUGAAGAACAUCCAUGAAGAUGUGAAGGUGCUGCUGAGAACCAACCAGCAAACAGCAGGGCUGGAGAUUAUGGAGCAGAUGGCGGUGUUACAGGAGACGGCAUACGAGCAGCUCUAUCGCUGGGCACAGAACGAAUGCAGAGGGUUGACUCAGGAAACAUGUGAUAUUCCUCCUGUGUUGAGUCAGGCUAUGGAGUCUCUCCAGGAUCGGCCUGUUCUUUAUAAGUACACACUGGAUGAGUUCGGGACGGCGCGGCGUUCUGCGGUGGUCCGAGGCUUUAUUGAUGCCCUGACCCGCGGAGGCCCAGGCGGCACCCCGAGACCCAUAGAGAUGCACUCUCACGAUCCCAUGAGGUAUGUUGGGGACAUGUUGGCCUGGCUCCACCAAGCCACAGCUUCAGAGAAGGAGCACCUGGAAGCUCUGCUCAAACAAGUGACAGUGCAGGGCGUUGAAGAAAACAUGCAGGAAGUCGUAGGCCACAUCACUGAAGGAGUGUGCAGGCCUCUCAAGGUGCGCAUCGAGCAGGUGAUCAUUGCAGAGCCCGGUGCGGUUCUUCUCUAUAAACUCUCCAACCUGCUCAAGUUCUACCAUCACACUAUCAGUGGCAUCAUGGGUACCAGCGUUUCCUCUCUGCUGAUGACCAUGGAUGAGAUGCACAUGCUCAGCAAGAAGAUGUUCUUUAACAGUCUCAGCCUUCACGCAAGUCGCCUCAUGGAUAAAGUAGAGCUUCCUCCUCCUGAUCUGGGUCCCACUGCCUCACUUACUCAGACUCUGUCUCUGCUCAGAGAGGUUUUGGCAUCCCAUGAUUCAUCAGUUCUGCCUCUGGAUGCCCGUCAGGCUGAUUUUGCGCAGGUGUUGUCCUGUAUCCUCGACCCGCUGCUGCAGCUGUGCACAGUGUCGGCCAGUAACCUGGGCACUGCAGAUAUGGCCACCUACAUGGUGAACUCCCUCUACAUGAUGAAGACCACACUGGCGCUCUUCGAGUUCACAGACAAACGCUUGGAAAUGCUGGAAUUUCAGAUCGAGGCUCACCUGGACACUCUAAUCAACGAGCAGGCGUCUUUUGUGCUGACCAGAGCAGCGCUGAGCCACAUCUACAGCUGUGUCCAGCAACACACCACAGAUCAGGGUCCCUUGGCAAACCUCCCUGGCAUGGACAGCACAUCCUUAAAAACAGCCAUGGUCCAGUUUGACCGUUAUUUGGCCUCUCCUGAUACACUUGUGAUGCCGCAGCUCAACUUCCUGCUCAGCGCUGCUAUCAAGGAGCAGAUCUUCAGGCAGUCCACAGAGCUGGUGUGUGGUGCAUAUGCAGAGGUGUACAAGGCUGUCACCAACCCUACCAACACCUAUAAAGACGCAGAGUCAGUCCUGCACAGAUCCCCACAGCAGGUACAAGCCCUGCUCUCCUAAAGCCAACACACACACACUAACACGUGAUGUGAUGUCCAACACACUCAAUGUUCUGGGUCUGACAGUGGAUUCAGGACACCGGGCCAUGUUGGAGUGCUCUCGACUGGUGAAGGGAUGAUUUUUAUGUCUUUUUUUACAGUUUAAUGUCAGUUAUGUGAAUCAAAGACAGUCGUGCGCACAGAAAUGUGUCUCGUGUUCUCCGUGGACAGCAUUUUUUAGUUUUGGAUCGAGAUCCCCACUAGCAGGCCCGGGGGAAGCAAACUGCAGACUUUAUCAUUGACAUAUAUAUACACACACACACACACACACACAUACUCACACGUACAUAAAUAUACAUACAGUCAUUAGAUUGCGCACGCUGGGGCUUUUUCUUUCACAGCUACAAAGGCCUGAAAUGAGUCAGCGUCAGUCUGUCAUCUGGAAACUGUGUGUUCUGUACAUCUCUGUAUGUGUGUGUGUGUGUGUGUGUGUGUGUGUGUGUGCGUGUGUGUGUGUGUGUUUAUA
This is a messenger RNA of Danio aesculapii, 2493 nucleotides long. It is a transcript of the gene cog6, whose product is annotated as component of oligomeric golgi complex 6. Lineage: Eukaryota; Metazoa; Chordata; Actinopteri; Cypriniformes; Danionidae. The record is from RefSeq and is a predicted model, not a curated record. Gene Ontology annotation, biological process: intra-Golgi vesicle-mediated transport. Gene Ontology annotation, cellular component: COG complex. The transcript is spliced from 19 exons. The coding region runs from base 25 to 1989 and encodes 654 amino acids.